This is a messenger RNA of Anoplopoma fimbria (sablefish), 3465 nucleotides long. RefSeq names its product tudor domain containing 5 (gene tdrd5). The transcript has 18 exons. The record is from RefSeq and is a predicted model, not a curated record. Lineage: Eukaryota; Metazoa; Chordata; Actinopteri; Perciformes; Anoplopomatidae. Gene Ontology annotation, biological process: spermatogenesis. The coding region runs from base 407 to 3127 and encodes 906 amino acids.
AACCGUGUCAUCGAGCUCCAAUACAUAGUUGUACCGUACUGAUCCCAAAACAAGCCACAGUGCACGAGUUGUGUGGUUGUUUUCUUUUGUUUUUUUUAACGUUAGUCAUCAUUUCUUUCGCAAUAGACGAUCUUUGUUUGCGCAGCUCUGCCACGGCAACGCGACUGUAAGAGUUUGCGUGGCAAUCUUUUAAUUGAGCAACAACGGCUUUGUGUUUUUAGUUAUUUGAAGGUAUCUUUGAACAGGUUGUUUUUGCAGCUUUGCGCUGUUAUCCAACAACGUGGAUGGUGGUCUGUUAGCUACAGGUGUGUGUGUGUGGAGAGUGUGUGGAGAGUGUGCACGGUCAGGAAACGAAAGGUCCAGGUAUCGUGCAUGGGCGACAUAAGCUACAUAUUGAAUAUUUUGGAUGACAACAGGCAAGAUGAACCAGGAGGAGGUUUUGGCAAAGCUGAAGAAGGAUGUUCGUUCCUUGCUCAUUUCAUCAAAGAUAGGCUUGGACGCCGAUCAGCUCAGGCGAGACUAUGUGGCCAUGUUGGGGCACCCCAUGCCACUGAAACUCCUGGGCUUCAGACACAUCAUGGAUAUGGUGAAGGAGAUGCCUGAUGUGGUGUCUGUUAACUACAGGGUAGAUGGCAGCACAUUUUUAAAGGCUGUUGGCGACGAAUCCACCCGAAACAUUGAGGAGCUAGUAGCUAAGCAGCGCACGUCUAAGUCCAUCAAGAAGCCCAGGAGGGGAGGUGUCAGCUACUUCUCGCCCCGCUACUGUUACCCGUCCUCUGCUGUGGUCCUCCCCAGACGAGGUCGAGCUCCUCUCGCUGUCCCUGCCCAGCUCAGGGCACAGCUCCGCAUACUGCUCUCCCAGGGUUCACUCAGGUUGUCUGACCUGGAGGCCAGCUUCCUGCGCUGCUUCGGCCAACCGCUGCGUGUCCACAACUACGGCUUCUACUCCACUGGAGAGAUGCUGGAGGCAGUGGCGGACCUAGUCGUUAUUCAGCAGAGCAGGCUGGGAUCAGUUCUGACCUUGAGGGAACAUAUGCUGCCCAGGCCGCUGUUCAGACCGACAAGCUCACCAAGGACUUCACCCAUAAAGUCAGAAUUUCCUAGAACUGUCAAGACAGCCUCCAAAGUGCCAGACCCCAUAACUCAGACACCAACAAAAACCUCAGUCCCAGUGAAGCAAAGUCCUCUGAACCAGCCCGCCAUUGAGACUACCUUGGGCCCUGUCCAUAAAGCCACAAGCCACAAGCCACAGGUAGUUGAGAAGAACCAGGAAGCAAACCCAGAGCAAUGUCAGGAAGGUCAGCUCUUUCAGAAACGGGUCCUUGAGCUGGAGGAGGAGCUUUGCCAGCGAAUCAUGGAGAAUGGAGUCGCUGGCACCAUUAGUCCGGAGCUGAAGGACAAGCUACGAGAGGUUGUAGGUCAGACCAGUGGUGGAUUAUCGGUGCACGAUCUGCCGGCUGAGUACAAGAGGCUUUAUGGUGAGGAAUUCCCGCUGCAACAGAGCGGCUUUGUCAGUGUCACCGAACUGGUCAGUGCCAUGAGUGACACCUUCCACCUGAAACCAGUAGUGAGUGAAACUGGGCAACACUGGAUAGUCAUGGACAUAAAGGACAGUGGCAAUACACAAUCAGACUCAAAGGUGACUGAGUGUGUUGGUGCCAGUCAGAAGCUGCCAGUUAUGAGCUACUGUAUCGACUGGGGCGAGUCUCCGUGGGAAGGCAAACUGGAAGGAGACGAUGAGAAAGUCACAGCAGAUGAUGAGAAUAUGAUGCUGGAGACCAGUAACAAUUCCAAGACCCAUGAAAUGAUGACUCGGAUAUGCCCUGCCAUUCAGGUGCAUUGCAGCCCUGCGGUGCCUCUGGACGCCCUGCAGAGUCAACGUCUCAAACCGCCGACACGCCGUGCUGCUCGAGAGCUGGUAGAAGUACUGGUGGAAAAGGUGGAGUCGCCUGGACAUUUCUACAUCUGCUUCAGCGAGAGUGAGGAGGCCCGCGCUAUGGAGGACAUGAUGAUUGAGAUGAGACGAUGCUACACCUGUCCAGAAGUGUCGGAGCGUUACCGUCUCCCUGAGCAAUUUGUCCGACCGGGUCAAGUCUGCUGUUCUUCACCCAAAGGAAUGUGGUUCUACCGGGUGGUGAUCCAUCAGAUCAUCAGCCCCACUGAGGUCGAGGUGUACUACGUCGACUUUGGUGAUAUGACCGUGGUACAGAGAGCCAACCUCAUGUUCCUCAAGUGUUGUUAUUCGGUUCUUCCGGCACAAGCUGUUCUGUCAUCACUCGCUGGAAUUAAACCCACCACUGGCAGCUGGACCGCUGAGGCCGGGGCUUCUUUCCAGAAGCUGUGCUCCGAUCGCACCCUGGUGGGCGCUUUGGAUUGUUACACUGCAGAUGUGCUUCAGCUCUACCUGUGUGACACACAUACUGAUCAGGACAUCUACAUCCACACUGUCCUGCUGAGCCAGGGCCACGGGACAGCCUGCAGCCCUGCAGCCAGUGCAGCACUGUGUGUCCAUGUCUGCCCAGUGAGUCUCUACAUGGGGGAAGGAAUGGUUGACCUGCCAGAAGUUACUUUUUCACCAAAGCGGGCAAACAUACCUGAACAGUCCAUGUCAGCUUCACCGAAGGCAGAAGAAGAAGAGCUGCCCGACCUGGAGUUUAUUGAGGACAACGAGGUCAGCCCCCAUAUCCAGGGUAUGGAAGCCAACCCCUUCAAUGCUCUGCUAAAUGAUCAAACAUUCAGCUACAGUGAUAUGAAAUGGGCCUUGAGCAACAAAUCGCCUCCCGACAACACUUUGCGUCCGACUCCCAGCCCUCUCGCCCCUCCAGAUUUGAUCCAGACCCAGACGACACCAGCUCAUUGUAAAGCUGAUCCUAAAACACUGAGCCUGACUCCUCCACCAACUCCAUCCAGUGUCACUUCCACCUCCUGCUGUCCAAAACCAAAAGAGGAGCAACACCAGCACAAAGUCGCUGCCCCCUCGUUGGUCAGGCCACCUCCAAUUCUGAGGACCCUGAGCCUCCACACCCCUGACCUGGGCCAAAUCCAUGACUACACUCAGGGUGUAUCAGUUUCUCCGUUCCACCUGCGAAACUCUGGCAUCCUGUUUCCUCUGUUUGGUGCCAGGUAGGUUGAGCCUCCUACAUCCAGCCCAACUGCCUGAAUGAGACAAACCCCAAAGGAAGUGAUAGUCUUUGAUAAUUCAAUUUUGGAAUCAUUUUGUCAGCGAGCACUUAAGUUAUUUACUGACGUGAUAAAAGCAUUUUUAUAAAAGUUUGUUUUAAUCUGUUCUAGAUAAGUUAAAUUGUAUGUUAAGCUCUGUUUGUUAGUUUAAUAUUGGAAUUAUUGUAGCACUUUCCUAACAUUUCAGUCUGGGUGACAAGAAAUACAGGAAAUGGAUGACUUGUGAAUGAUUUUUGUUUUAAAAAAAACUGUUCCUUUUGUGUGAAGCGUUUAAUAAUUUUCUUA